AUGACCGAAAAAUUCGAAACGGCCGGAGUUUGUACCGAAGUAUGGUGGAGCUCCUCCAACGACAUGAUCUCGGGAUACUCUCUGCCACGUUCCACUGAAAUUUUUGUUGAUAUCGGCGGAUUUGAAUGGCAAAACAUUGAUACCCUCGAUGCCAAAACCUAUAACGAGAGCCAUCUUAAUACUUCUACAUACUUAGGCAAUACAAAUCUCGAUUCCACUUCACAAAUCUUUGUUUUGAACCAAUCUAACCUUCAUGAAGAAGAAAGAUUUAAUUCUAUAGAUAGUUUUCUAGAAGGAUUGUUCGAUUUAAGUGAGCAAUUAUCGGUUCCUAAUUGCACGAAACCAGGACUACUCGAAAGCUUUCACUUCUUUGAUGACAUUUUCUUGAACGAAUCAAGAACUGUAUCAGUAUUUGAUCACGAGAAUGAAGACAAGCCUGAGGAAGAAAUACAACCAUGCAAGAGUCUAAUUAAUUGCAAGAGAGCAAGCGAUGAAGAACUCGAAGAUAUCGAGUCAUUACAGCCAUUAAAAAGACCAAGACUCGAGACACCAUCUCAGUUUCCGAGCUUCAAAGUUCGUAAAGAGAAACUCGGAGAUCGAAUAACGGCACUUCAGCAGUUAGUUUCACCCUUUGGCAAGACAGACACUGCUUCUGUUCUCCAUGAUGCUAUAGAGUACAUCAAGUUUCUUCAAGAACAAAUCAAAGUCUCAUGUAAUCCACACCUGGACUCUAGAGGAUCUGGUGAACAGAAGCAGUGUACAGGCACAUCAGACAACAAUACUCAUGAUCAAGAUUAUAGUCCAAGACAAGAUCUACGAAGCCGCGGUCUUUGUCUCAUGCCGAUUUCAAGUACUUUCUCCGCCUCUCUGCCGCAUUUGGACACCUCUAGUUUCUGGAAUUAUAAAUCCUGA
Messenger RNA from Arabis nemorensis, 912 nucleotides. Lineage: Eukaryota; Viridiplantae; Streptophyta; Magnoliopsida; Brassicales; Brassicaceae. The record is from the annotation of a GenBank genome assembly.